AUAAUUUAUUCAUUCGUCUGUAUGUAUAAAUCCCAGCAUAUAAAUUUAUAUGAAACCUGCUUCUGGAGGCUUCUUUAGCCUUAGCGCGUUGAAGGGAGAGUGCUAUUAAUCUCUCUCUACAAGUUGCGUGUCCUACUCUACAAAAGGGAUGUAGAUCUUCGGCCGUUGUUGAAUAUUUUAUGUUUAUGCAUUAUAUAUAAUAAGGCUGCUGCUUGCAUGUUUUUGAGAAGAAAAAUUUGUCGACAAGAAAUUUUUGAUUUUGUGGGUUUGAAAAAUGGCUGCUGAGGAUGACAAGAACAGUCAUUUUUAUGCGAUUUUGGGUUUGAAGAAGGAAUGCACUGCGGCAGAGCUCAGAAUUGCGUACAAGAAGCUUGCACUGAAAUGGCAUCCAGAUCGUUGUGUUGCAUCUGGGAAUUCGAAUUAUGUGGAAGAGGCUAAAAUGAAAUUUCAGGCCAUUCAACAAGCCUAUUCUGUGCUUUCGGAUGCCAACAAAAGGUUUCUCUAUGAUGUAGGCAUAUAUGACUGUAACGACCAUGAAGAUGAAACUGGUAUGGGUGAUUUCUUGAAUGAAAUGGCAGCAAUGAUGAGCCAAAAAAAUUCUAAUGAAAAUCGAGAGGAGAGCUUCGAGGAAUUGCAGGAACUGUUUGAAGAGAUUUUCCAGAGUGACAUUGAGAUGCUCGGUUCUUCUUCCCGUUCUACAACCUCUCCUGCAUGUUCUUCUUCAUCCUAUGCUUCUUGCAAUGGAAUUUCUAGUACCAGCAACAAAAGAAAUUCAUCGGAAAUGAGCUCAAGCAAUUUGAAGGUGGGAGGCACUCAAUUUGAAGGAUUUUGUGUUGGGGUGGAACAUUGAGGAAACACCAGAUGGGACAAAACAGCAGGAGGAAGAAUAGCCUCAAGGGCCGCAAGUAGGAGGGACGGUCAAAAGUAAAAGGUUUCAUCGUGGCCAUCUAUAUAUCGUCCGACGAGUAUUAAUAUUCUGCCUAGAGAAGACUAUGCACAGCCUUAUUGGAGCAAUUGAAAACCCCAUCACAGUUGACCUUCUAACUAGGCCUAAUUUGGGAUGUCGACGGACGAAGACAUGGAUUUGAGCUUGGAAAAUGGGGUUAAGACUUUUUUUAAAGAAUUUCUAGUCUGAGGUCGUUGGUGCAGUUUAAUUCAAGCAAAGUUGAUUAAUCCUCCGAGGAGCAGAUUUAAAUAAUCCUUAUUUCAUUUUUCUUUUUAAAUAUGAUUGUUCCCUUUAUAAAUCAAUGUGCUUAAGGUUGCAGCUGAUGUUGUUAAUUGUCCUUUGUGCUGUCCAUCAAUGUCUGAAUCUACUUGUUCUCAACAGUUUAUAGCUGAAAAAUGGUUUUAUGGAGUAAAUUUAGACUGUUCCAAUCA
Messenger RNA from Olea europaea var. sylvestris, 1377 nucleotides. Its product is annotated as dnaJ homolog subfamily B member 3. Bases 275 to 850 code for a protein of 191 amino acids. The transcript has 6 exons. Lineage: Eukaryota; Viridiplantae; Streptophyta; Magnoliopsida; Lamiales; Oleaceae. The record is from RefSeq and is a predicted model, not a curated record.